GCUGCCUCUUCUCCCUCUCUGCUUGUGCCUCACCUCAGGAGGGGGAAAGGCAGCGACACAAACUGGCCCCAGGGAAGAGGGGAAAUAUCCCUGGAACAGAGAAGUCCCCGGGAUAAAUGGGCCUCCAGAACGCCAAGCCCUCAGCGAAGGGGGCCAACAUCGUGAUGCUGGGGCUGGACUCCGCGGGGAAAUCCACGCUGCUCUACAAGUUCAGGUAUAAAGAUGCUUUUAUAACAAUGCCAACCAUUGGCUUCAAUGUGGAUAUGAUUGAAGCAGGGAAAGAUUUCAUUCUGACGUUUUGGGAUGUUGGAGGACAGAAGAAAAUGAGAGAGCUCUGGAGCAAUUUCCUGGAAGACGCCGGCGGGCUGCUGUACGUGGUGGACAGCUCUGACAAGCGGCGGCUGGAGGAGUCCAGGAGGGAAUUUGAGCUCAUUUUAAAGAAUGAAUCCAUAAAAAACGUCCCUGUGGUCGUGCUGGCGAACAAGCAGGAUUUGCCUGGAGCACUGAACGCCGAGGAGAUCACCAGGAAGCUCAAGAUGAAGAAGUACUGCAGUGACAGGAACUGGUACGUGCAGCCCUGCUGUGCCACCACGGGAGAGGGGCUGGCAGAAGCUCUCCAGAGGGUGGCCACCUUUGCCAGGCAGUACAAGAAGUCAAAGGAGACUUUCAUCGCCCUGAAGGAACUCAACUCCUUUUAAGGAUUUCUAUCAUCCACUUCUGGUGACUCUUAACAUACUUUGUUGGACAGAUUAAAUCUGGAAAUACUGGAUUCUGAAGAACUUUUAUAUAUAAAUAUUUAUAAAGGACUUUGACAAUAUCAAAUUCUACAGUUAUACCUGCAGAUACUUGAUAUACCUGAUGGGAUAUCUCAUACCUGAGAUAGGACUCUGUAGCAUUUUAUUAUUAUUUUUUUAUUUACUUGGGGUUAUUCAAGUUGAAUGAUGACAAAGGGGCAGUCACGCACAUGGAAAUAAAAUAGGUGAGCAGCGUUUAAGUGGCUUAAAUCAAAUGAAGAUUCAAAUCCAUUUUUUUUCAAGAUGUAAACCAGCCAAAUCAUUUGGUCAGCAGUGAUCAAAUGCUGUUUUGCA
Molecule: messenger RNA, 1088 nt
Organism: Onychostruthus taczanowskii (white-rumped snowfinch)
Lineage: Eukaryota; Metazoa; Chordata; Aves; Passeriformes; Passeridae
Gene: ARL14
Product: ADP ribosylation factor like GTPase 14
Exons: 1
Coding region: 117-698 (193 amino acids)
Biological process (GO): intracellular protein transport; vesicle-mediated transport
Cellular component (GO): cytoplasm
Molecular function (GO): GTPase activity; GTP binding
Source: RefSeq, a predicted model, not a curated record